AUGUCCGAGUCCAAACGCAAGUUUCAAGGCGACGAUAACAAAAGAAAGAAAAAGUAUAGAUCGGAUGGCACGCCGAUUUGGGGGAAAAGACACGUCGAAGGACCUGGCGUAUGGGUGAGCUGCGUAAAGGGAAAAGAAAAACAAACAAUUGGAGAAAUAUAUGAACUGUUCGAAUCGAUAGCUUCGGAAUUGUGGCCGUUAGAGCAAGAUUCAGAAUCAGAAAAUGACACCGGCCUCAGUUUAGAGGAUCAGAUUGCAAACGAGGUUUCUGCUAUCAAGCGUCCUCGCGGUCAACAACUUUUCGCCAACUGUCAGACAAAUACACCAUGUGUAAUUUUUAUAUCAUGCAAACCGCCUGUGGAUCCCGUGGGGCUCGUUGUCAAGUAUAUCCAAUCUGUACAACAGUCGGGCGUUACCCGCACUCGAUACGUUCAUCGCUUGGUUCCUGUCUCAGGGUCAUGUGCUGCUAAUCUUCCUGAAAUUCAGUCGCUUUGUCGCAAAGUCUUCAAAGAAUUCUUCGACAAACACCCCGACACACCAUUCAAGUUUAAAAUUGAAUUGCGCAUUCGCAAUCAUACUACGAUUCCUCGGACGGUGUUGAUCCAGAAUGUAGCGCAAUGUGUGCCGGAGGGCCAUACCGUUGAUUUACAGGAUCCUGAGAUAUUCCUUUUGGUCGAGGUCUUCAAGAGCAUUUGUGGUGUUUCGGUUGUUAAAGAUUAUUACGGUUUACACAAGUUCAAUGUCGCAGAAAUUGCCAAGCGUAAUGAUCAGCCACAGGAAGCAAGUCGUUUGACAGUCUCUUCGACUCCCACAGAUACGCCCGCGGCAGGCACCACUACAGUGGAAACGACACAGGCAGAUAAACCGGAAACAUCCGUCACAUCAACGGAAAACGUGUAA
Psilocybe cubensis is the source of this 900-nucleotide messenger RNA. RefSeq lists its product as uncharacterized. The record is from RefSeq and is a predicted model, not a curated record. Lineage: Eukaryota; Fungi; Basidiomycota; Agaricomycetes; Agaricales; Agrocybaceae. Gene Ontology annotation, molecular function: RNA binding. The transcript is spliced from 9 exons. Bases 1 to 900 code for a protein of 299 amino acids. Gene Ontology annotation, biological process: tRNA modification.